Messenger RNA from Musca domestica (house fly), 1668 nucleotides. RefSeq names its product hepatic sodium/bile acid cotransporter. The transcript has 2 exons. The record is from RefSeq and is a predicted model, not a curated record. Gene Ontology annotation, cellular component: membrane. Lineage: Eukaryota; Metazoa; Arthropoda; Insecta; Diptera; Muscidae. The coding region runs from base 139 to 1524 and encodes 461 amino acids.
AAAAAAAAAAAAAAAAAAAAAAAACAAAAAAACAAAAUUUUGGAACAUUUUCUUUUGUUUGAAUAAUUGGCAAUAAUUGACGCAGCUGAUUCUACAUUAACUGAAGAUGUGAAGCUAUUCGUCAGUAGCUGAAGAAACAUGAAGGUCAUAAGAAGUAAAAUUUACGGCGCCAUCGAAUGGCUUUUAGUCAUUCUGCUGUUUGUGCAUCAAAGUGGGAAGGUGCUUUCCGAUGAUUAUGGCAACAUUGCAGGUCAAUGGAAGGUACAAUAUGGUGGUCAAAACGACUCUGUGGAAACACUUGAUUUAUGGACUUCGAGAAGAGAUGUUUUGCCAUUGACGAUAUAUGAUGUGGCAGGAACUGCUGAUAAUCAGGAUUCAUAUUUCGAAAUUUAUGUGGAAAAUGAAAAAUUGGCCAAGGUGCAGGAGGAGAAGCUUAUCACCAUAAGAGAUUUUCCAAGUCCAGACAAAUGGCAAGGCGAAUUCGCUGUUAAUGGCUUACAUUUUGGUUACACUAGGUUAUAUGUGAAACUAGUGGAUCCCGUGACAAGUCGUUCGGAGCAUAGUAUUCAAAGCCUGGAGGUGGUUGUGAGACGUACCAAACGUGUGGCUGAUAAUACCCUUACUUAUACAGCUGCGGCCAUAGCUCUGCUGAUGUUUAUAAACUUGGGUACCGUUUUGGAUUUGCAACGUUUGGUCAACAUUUUUAGCCGACCAAUUGGACCCCUGCUGGGUGUUUGCUGUCGCUAUAUCAUAAUGCCUGGUUUGGCCUUGGGUCUGGGUGCUUUGAUGUUCAAAGACAACAAGCCACUGCAAUUGGCUGCAUUUUUCACUGCCAUUACGCCCAGUGGUGGUAUUGCCAAUAUUUGUAAUAUCUUCCUAAGGGGUAAUGUGAACCUCUCAUUGGCCACAACGACGGUGAAUAGUAUCCUGGCCUUGGGCAUGUUACCUUUGUGGGUGUUUCUAAUGGGUCCCGUCCUGUAUCCAGAACAUAAAUUCGAUUUACCCUUCAUUGAUUUGGGCGUGGGAUGUGUUGGCCUUUGCCUGGCCUUAGUGGUGGGUGUGAUGUUACGCAUGUGCAUACCCAAGACGAUACGUUUUAUUUUCCGUUUCCUGAAGCCCCUAUCCAUAGUGCUCAGUUUGUGUUUGGUGGCAUUGACGGUGGGUUUGAAUUACUACAUUUUUGGUGAAAUAACAUUAUUGAUCUUCUUGUUGGCCUUGUGCCUACCUCUGCUGGGCUAUAUUCUAUCGUUUAUCCUUACGAAAUUGCUAUGCCGUACAGCCACCGAUUCUAUGACCAUUGCCAUAGAGACGAGUGUGCUGAAUAUGAGUCUACCCAUAGUACUGCUGGAGUACACUAUGAGCCAACCAAUGGCCGAUAUGCUGAUUGUGGUGCCGAUAACCUCGGCUUUAGUAUCCCUAUGUUUAGUUCUAAUAUUUUAUAUUGUACGAAGGAUUUUCGGCUGGAAUCGUCCAGUGGAUCGAGACUGUUUCGAUGAGAAGGCAUUUUUGGUGGAGGAAAAUUAAGCUGUGAUUUAGAAAUGAUAUAUAAUCCUUAGAUUUAAGAAUAUAAAUAUCCUAACUCUUAAGAAAUAGAAAACGACAAUGAAUCUGGAGAUGAAAUGCGAGCUUUGAGAUCGAAAGAAAUAUACAUACAUAUUAUAUAUUUUA